Terrapene triunguis (Three-toed box turtle) is the source of this 3156-nucleotide messenger RNA. RefSeq names its product MINDY lysine 48 deubiquitinase 4 (gene MINDY4). The transcript has 16 exons. Gene Ontology annotation, molecular function: K48-linked deubiquitinase activity; cysteine-type deubiquitinase activity. The record is from RefSeq and is a predicted model, not a curated record. Gene Ontology annotation, biological process: protein K48-linked deubiquitination. NCBI's taxonomy places the organism in Eukaryota, Metazoa, Chordata, Testudines, Emydidae. The coding region runs from base 61 to 2214 and encodes 717 amino acids.
AGAGCUAGGAAGUCAGCAAAUUUUAAUGACCAAUUUUGAUCAAGUAAAGAACACCCCUGUAUGUUUUGGAAUAAAAUGGAUAACUCUUUUGUGGAAGAAGUGGCUGCAUCUUUGGUUAGAGAAUUUCUCAGCAGAAAGGGUUUAAAAAAGACAAGUGCCAUUAUGGACAGAGAAUUUCCACGUACUGCACUUAGCAUCAACAAUAGAAAUGAACUGCGAAAUGUUUUGCAUCUACAAUCUUUGUACAAACAAAACAAGGCAAAGGAGAAUCCACUGAAAACAAUUCUUGAAGUUAUCACCAACUAUUUUCUUGAACAUUUUGGGACCACCAGAUGUAUCACAAGUCCUGCAGCUUCAGUUCUACAAGCUAAGAGCUCACAGUCUAGGUGUAUAGAAACAUCAUCAGUUAAUGACUACUCAGAUGAAGACAUGCUUGGCAGAACAACAGUGUCUGAUGCAAGUAAAACUGAGGUUUACAGAUAUGACAUUGAUGUUCCACUAGAUAAAGUCAUUCCAUCGAAGAGACAUCAACAUAAAAGUGAGAAAUCCAAGACUGUGGUAGUACCCAAUAGUGGUUCAUCCUCUGAAGGAGAUAAAAAGUCAAAAAAUAGCAGAGAUGAUUUGAAAAUAACAGAAACUUCUGAGGAGAUGAAGACCACAAUGAGAGAGAAGCAAAGGUCCAGGUCUGGUCUCAUUGUCAGAGGAAUGAUGGCUGGACCCACUGCAAGUUCACAAGAGGAUUCAGUAAAAAGGAGGCUUCUGAAACGAUCCUCUGGCAUAAAUAGCAUAAUGCAAUUCAAUGAGGAAGAUCAUCAGAAAAAUUCUUCAGUGGUGCCAACUAGUGAUUUUCAAGAGAUUAAAGGAACUUCCACAGAGUCCAUGAGUUACCUUUCAUCACAUAAUACCAGUAGUCUGAAAGUAGAUAUGGAAUUUUCAUCAAAGAUUUCAUCAAACUCAUAUACAACUUCAGUCAGUGAGAAGCUAAGACAUACGUCCAAAGACACAGCUGAUCCACUUGCCAAACUCUUAUCAGAAAGAGAAAGAACCAAAGUUGAAGAAAGGAAAUCAAUGGCAAGCUUUGAUAUAGACACCAGUGAAAAAAACCUCAGAUUAAGUGUUCUUCACAGACAUUCAGAAGCUGGAAGAGAAAAGAGAGAAAGAUCUCCCAAAAACAAUGAGAAUCGGUUAUCAGGCCGCAGAAAGACUCCAUCAUCCAUAUCCAAUAAAAGUGACCAGAUGAAAGAUGUCCUAGAAGUAGUUGAUUUCAAUGAUGAAGCAACGAUUGGGGAAGUUAGUAGGAUCCCAGAACUUGAAAUAGUAUCAAAGGCAAUAGAUAUUUCCCUAGCAAAAGAAAUAAAAAAUCUUUUGUUUGGCUCAAGCCUUUGUUGCUUCAGUGAAGAAUGGAAAAUACAGAACUUUACAUUUAACAGUAUACCACAGCUAAAAUACGGCAUCAUUCAAAAAAAGGGCGGCCCAUGUGGAGUAUUGGCCGCAGUUCAAGCCUGUGUCCUGCAACAACUUCUCUUUGGAGACAGUAACAGAAAUAGCCAUCUAAUACUACAUAGUGUCACAAAAUAUGAAGAUCUGACCAUUUUUCUUCAGCAGAACAUUCAUCAGUUUGAAACUGGUCCAUUUGGGUGCAUUCUUCUUACCCUGUCGGUUAUCUUUACAAGAUCUAUCGACCUGGUGCGCAAUGAUUUUGAUGUGCUCACAAACCGACUGAUUGGCACCCACGGAUACUGCACACAAGAACUUGUGAACUUGCUGCUGACUGGUAAGGCUGUGUCCAACGUGUUCAAUGAUGUAAUAGAGCUGGACUCUGGAAAUGGAAAUAUCACCGUUUUGAAAGGAAUCACUAACCGCAGUGAUAUCGGCUUGCUGUCUCUUUUUGAGCACUAUGAUGUUUGCCAGGUUGGCUGCUAUUUGAAGACCCCGAGGUACCCAAUUUGGGUCGUGUGCAGUGAAAGCCAUUUCAGUGUGCUUUUUUGCUUGAGAAAGGACUUACUAGGUGACUGGAAAACGGAACGGAGAUUUGAUCUCUAUUACUAUGAUGGCCUGGCCAACCAGGAAGAGGAAAUACGGUUAACAGUUGAUACAGUUCAGCCUUACACUGAAGAUAAAGAAAAUGACCUUAUUCCUCCACUUGAGCACUGUAUUAGGACAAAGUGGAAAGGAGCCGUUAUUGACUGGAAUGGCACAGAACCCAUCUUGUGACUGAACUGAAAUAAAAGGAAACUGCUAGAACAGCACGUUCUUAUUCUCACCAGUAAGGAAGCAGGGCGAAACUCCUGGCCGCUUUUGCAAUGUAUGGUGAAGCUGAGUGACACGCGGCAUGCAGGCGGGAAGAAUUUCACCUUGCGCUUCAGCUAUUUCAUCCAUUGCGUAAACAUCAUUUACGUAAAUUCUCUGUCACGCACAAUGCGUGAAAGUAGACAGAACCUCCACUGCCAAAAUAAACUUUCAGACAAAGCAGUAAAGCUGUCAACUUCUACUUGAGUUCCAUUGCUGGGUUCAUUCUGCAUCUUGCAAGUUUCUCCAAAGAUCAGACAAAAGAAGCCGCACCCAGAUUUCUUUGACAUUUGCUUUUCCUUCCUCCCCCUCACAGCCCCCACCCAAGGAAACCAAGGUACAAACGUGAAGCACUGCUAGAGAAAGAAGUUAUCUUCUUUCACUAGUUUUUGUAGUUCACACUUUCCAAUGAACUGGUUAUUAACACUGUAGGCACUUGCAGUAUGGCCUGGACUACACACAGGUUUUGUACUAGUGUAACUAGGUGGGGAUAUAAUAUUUACUGAUAUCAUUAUACUGGUACAAGCCCUAGUGUGGAAGCCAGUUAUACCAAUAUAAGAGUCCUUAUACUAGUAGAAUUUAUUCCUCUGCCUGUACAGGCGACUAUGUCUAUAUUAUGAACAUCUGCAGCCAUAGCUAUGUCAGUCUGAGGUAUUAAGAGGGAGAUCCCUGACCAACAUAGCUGUGCCAGGAGAAGCUCCUAGAGUAAAUACAGCAAUACUGGCAAAACUUUGCUUUUACUGAUAUAGCUUGUUUCACGCAUGGGGGUGGUUUUACUAAAUCAGGACAAAGUGCAUCUAUGCUAGCACAGCUGCAUCUACACUAGGGAUAUCUCUACACUACUGAAACAAUGGGCUUGUCUUCACU